UUAUUACACAGCUCUUAUCAUAAACCUUUAUUAUAGGGCCACUAAUGAUAUUCGAAUGUAUCACGGGAAGAUGCGUCUUGACGCCACGUCAUGACGUUUAAUUACAGCGCCUGGAUACGUUAUGAAAGCGAGAACCCUAGAACUGACAUAUUUUUUUCUCAACUAGCGUGUAUGAAUCUUAACUAAUUAAGUUGGUUAAGGAAUUAUCACACCAAGAUACAAUCUCUUCGUUCAACAUAACCAUUCCUCCUGUCCCCUCGUCAUGCUAGAGGAGGAUGAUUUAACGCCAAAUCGUAUGUCAAACCAAAUGUGGAGCAGCAAUGGCGAGUUUGUGCCUCCUGACGGAAUAUGCUGGGUGUCUGUUCUGUCAUGUUUUCUGCUUGCAUGUUCCUACGUUGGGAGCUUAUAUGUUUGGAGAAAUGACUUACCAAGGGACCACCCGGCCGUUAUUAAGAGACGCUUCACCAGUGUCCUAAUCGUAUCUGCCCUGUCACCGGUCUUCGUCUGGGCAUGGAAAGUGUACACGGGUGUGAUGCCUGGCCCGUCGUUGCUGGCUCUGAUGGGUGUUCGCUUUGAGGGCCUUAUCCCGGCCGUGGUUCUGCCUCUGCUUCUCACCAUGGUGCUGUUCCUUGGCCCACUCAUCCAGCUGGCAGUGGACUGUCCCUGGGGUGUCAUGGAUGGGAUAUGGGUGGCCCUUGACCCGUGCUUCUGGGCUCUGUGUCUCAGCGACAUGCGCUGGCUUAGGAACCAGGUGGUGGCUCCACUGACCGAGGAGCUGGUUUUCCGGGCCUGUAUGCUGCCCAUGUUGGUGCCCUGUGCCAGCCCCUCGACUGCCAUUUUCACAUGCCCUCUGUUCUUCGGAGUGGCUCACUUUCAUCAUGUGAUCGAGCUGUUGCGGUUCAGACAGGGCACUGUGUCUGGGAUCUUCAUGGCUGCAGUGUUUCAGUUCUCCUACACGGCUGUCUUCGGGGCCUACACUGCCUUCUUAUUCAUCAGAACAGGUCACCUGGUAGGACCGGUGCUGUGCCACUCCUUCUGUAAUCACAUGGGAUUCCCGGCUCUAAGCACCGCCCUGGAGCACCCGUACCGCACCGCCGUCCUCUCCUGCUACGUGCUGGGGGUCCUCCUGUUCCUCCUACUCCUCUUCCCCCUCACAGACCCCGUCUACUACGGCCUCCCUACCCCGGUCUGCACCCUGGCCUCGGUACCCAGCUCCCUCUGCACCUCCUGAUCCGGUUCCCCCGACGCCCACGCUUCUGUUACGACACGGACUGAUCCGCCGCUGGCCCGAAGAAGGAGCAGCCCGCGUGGUCCGAGAGCCAAGGAUUGGCCCGCUUGGAUUGGCUAGCUCUUUUGGGGGGGGGGGGGGGUGGGAAGAGCAAGGGGGAGUGUGGUGCGUUCAGGUACGGGCAGUCAGUGCCAUGGAUGGUCUCUGUCAUGGCUGCUCCCUGGGGCAGUAGAGUAUCUUAACUGGCCUGUCUGUGGUCUGUAUUGUAGACUUAAUGAGUAUGACUGGCCCAGACCUAAAUCGCUGGAACAUUCUGGCGUGUAACGUCAUUUAUAGGUUCUAGAUGCUGAGUAGGAGGUAUUCAUAUAGACUUCUGCAUGGUUCUGUAUUGUACUGUAGUCGCUUUGUUUUGUUUUUUUGGUAGAGGGGUGUAUGGUGGAGGGUUGGGUUCGAUUGCUGUUAUUUUAAGGGGUUGGAUGUGUACGCGUUCUUCUUUUUGUCAUUACCUCUACUUAGACAGUUUAGCCACGGUUCUCUCAGUUUUUCUCUAUGGCCCAUGUUUGAAUUGUCCAGAAAACCUUUCUCCCAUGCUGCAAUGAUGCCAGGCGGUUGGUGUUCGGUGACAUCGUCAUGGCUACAGUCUUUACCCAACCACGUAUUCUGCCACUCACUUCAGUUGACACUCAUUCCAGAUAUCCAUUCCAAGUCAUGCAGAAAGACGCAUAUAAUCACUAAAUGAACAUGACCUUUGCUCUUUCUUAUUGCCAGAGGUUUUCCCCUAAACUGGAAAAUCUGACAGUUUAUAGCACCUCGCUACAGCUAGUCAAUCUGACAGUUUUUCCCCAUAGUUUUACCGUGGGUUGGCAUUCCGCUUUAACAGCCCUCUUUGUUUCCUCAUUUAACACGGAAGGCCCAUGAGCUGGGCUGGGUUCAUACGGUUUCCUUUAUCUGGGUCUUGGACCCUUGUAACACUCAGGUGAAGUCGUGUGUAUGUCGUUCUCAGUGCCGUCUAACCACUACUUCUCAUGCUGCUACAGAUUGCAAUAUGGAUGUUCAGACAGGACGACCCCUCCGCAUUGUCAUGAACACACACUCAUUUCAUUCCCAUUUAAACACCUGUCCUUCCCUAACCUUAACCCCCUAACCGUAACCCCCAAACCCUAACCGUAACCCCCAAACCCUAACCGUAACCC
Messenger RNA from Esox lucius (northern pike), 2421 nucleotides. It is a transcript of the gene rce1a, whose product is annotated as Ras converting CAAX endopeptidase 1a. Gene Ontology annotation, molecular function: metalloendopeptidase activity. The record is from RefSeq and is a predicted model, not a curated record. Bases 263 to 1231 code for a protein of 322 amino acids. Lineage: Eukaryota; Metazoa; Chordata; Actinopteri; Esociformes; Esocidae. The transcript is spliced from 8 exons. Gene Ontology annotation, biological process: CAAX-box protein processing. Gene Ontology annotation, cellular component: endoplasmic reticulum membrane.